Messenger RNA from Capronia coronata CBS 617.96, 1749 nucleotides. RefSeq lists its product as uncharacterized. NCBI's taxonomy places the organism in Eukaryota, Fungi, Ascomycota, Eurotiomycetes, Chaetothyriales, Herpotrichiellaceae. Gene Ontology annotation, cellular component: ribonucleoprotein complex; cytosol; nucleus. Gene Ontology annotation, molecular function: poly(A) binding; mRNA 3'-UTR binding; poly(U) RNA binding. Bases 1 to 1749 code for a protein of 582 amino acids. The transcript is spliced from 7 exons. The record is from RefSeq and is a predicted model, not a curated record.
AUGUCUGAAAAACCUGCACCUCAAACUGCCCCAAGCACAGCCUAUAACGGUUAUCCGCAGACUCGAUUGCCAUAUUCAGGGACUGGCUAUUCGCACUUCAACGGAGGCAUGAACUUGUCCAACCCCAACCCCAACCCGCUGGCCAAUAUGCAGAACCUCAAAGCUACUCUUCCUGCCUCAGGCCAUGUCGAGAGUGACUUGGGUGCAGUCAACCGUCACGGAUACAACAGCCCUCUCAUGGUUCUACCAUCCGGUCAAACAGUUCCACUUACCAACUUCUAUGGUCAAAAUCAGAAUACAACUGGUGAUGCCGGUCCUCAACUCCCUUACAUUCCAACUGGGAUGUUUCCCAAUUUCGUCGGAAACACGAACAUGAGCGGUGCUGCUAUGCCGGCUUAUGGCUGGCCCUAUACGUUGUCGUCGAAUGUCACCGGACUUGAUGCUGCUCGUCGAGGCUCAUGGUCUUCCAAUGAAGAGAAUGCCCCAGCCAACCAGGCUGUCGCUCUCCAAGGCCAAUCAGAAUACUAUGCAGGCUUCCCUUACAUGCCAACUGCCGCAACCAGUCAACACUACAUUCCGGGUCCCAUCCAGCCCAUGAAAUGUCAGGACAACAAGUCGUACGAGAUGGUCAACCUCGACGAGUUAGUCUCACGUGAUCCACCAAUCCCCCGUGCUGUUCCAGCCCUUUGGACCAACCAGGAGGACUUGAGCCUUGCCAAAUGUCUUCAGAACCCAGAAGGGAUCACAAACGUCUACAUCCGAGGCUUUAUGCCUGACACCACCGACGAGGAUCUCGAAAGCUGGGCUUCUCGCUUUGGCGAAAUUGAAUCGUGCAAGGCUAUUAUCGAACAAGACACUGGAAAGUGCAAAGGCUUUGGAUUUGUCAUGUACUACUCCCCAGCUGCCGCCGAGAACUGCAUCAGAGGGUUCUUCCAUCUCGGCUUCCAAGCGAGCUAUGCUCAAAAAUCUCGGAACUCCCGUCUCAAAGACCUCGAAGACAGAAACUCGACCAACAUCUACUGCACAGGGGUCCCAAUUGACUGGAACGAAUCGGACCUUGCGAAACAUUUCUUGCCUUAUCAUGCCGUGUCAACCAAGAUUUGCCGUGAUGUCCCGUCGGGGGUUAGCAAAGAGGUCGGGUUUGCAAGAUUCGAGACUCGGGAGAUUGCGGAGCGCGUCAUAAAAGACUUUCACUCUGUCCUGAACGAACAUGAUGGUGUCAAGCUCUUCCUCCGCUUUGCCGAUACCAAAGCUCAGAAGCAGCUCAAACAGCAAAGUCAGGAACGCCGCAACUGGCGCAGCCGGGAAUACAGUUACUCAGUCGAGCACACCCCAUCUCCAACCUUGACUCGACUCCAGAACAUGAACACCCACAUCAGUCCCAAUGGAAGCUACCAGUCACCUGCUGGAACUAGCAAUGCUUUCACCCCAGCGACGUCAGUCUCUCCGGCUGAAAUGCCUGCUGUCAACAAGGGUGUGAAUGCGGUCCGCAGCUCGGCGUGGCCAAUGCAGGGUGGCCUUCAGUCCAUCACCAACACCACCACUAUCGCAGCCAACGCCCCAACUACGCCAGCUUCUCAUCCAUACAUCGAAAUACCGCCGAAGGCUGCUGCUAUGGUUGCGAUCGUCCCUGAUGUGCGCGAUGCCGUCAGGAAGACCCGAACACCGAGCCCGAAGAAGGUCAUCAUCCAAGUGGAACCAGCCAGCGGCAAGGAGAACGUCACCGGUACCUCGCAGUCCGCCAACUGA